CGAGCUAUAAAGCAAUCUGCCUUGCUUUGUGUUGCGAUCAAUUCUCUUUCUUCGCCUGCCGAUCUUCUAAUCCUUGAUUCGAAGCGAGGGGAGCAACCUCGAUCGAUCGAUCGAUCGACUCUUCUCUUCAUGUUUUGCUCUCGGCGAUCCGAGAUCGAGGAGGAAUCGCUGGAGAUUUGCAGCUCGCCAUGGCGGAAAACCCUAGGAGAUUUGCCGUAGGGUACGCGCUCGCUCCUAAGAAGCAGCAGAGCUUCAUCCAGCCGUCGCUCGUCGAACUUGCGCGGCAAAAGGGCAUCGAUCUCGUCCCCAUCGAUGCGAGCCGGCCCCUCGCCGACCAGGGCCCCUUCGAUUGCGUGCUCCAUAAGCUUUAUGGCGAUGACUGGAAUACGCAGCUCGAGGAUUUCGUCUCGAAAAACCCUGGCGUCCCCGUCGUCGAUCCUCCCCUCGCGAUUGAGCGCCUCCACAAUCGCAUCUCCAUGCUGCAGGUCGUGUCUGAGCUCGAGAUCCGGCAGGAGAAGGAAACCUUCGGGAUUCCUAGCCAGGUCGUGAUCUAUGAUUCUGCCGCCCUCUCCAACUCUGGCGUUGUCGGAGCUCUUCGUUUCCCCGUCAUCGCCAAGCCUCUGGUGGCCGAUGGCAGCGCCAAGUCCCACAAGAUGGCCCUUGUUUUCCACCGUGACGGCCUAUUAAAGCUUAAACCGCCGCUCGUGCUGCAGGAGUUUGUAAACCACGGAGGGGUCAUAUUCAAGGUGUACGUGGUGGGGGACUACGUGCAGUGCGUGAGAAGGAAGUCCCUCCCGGAUGUCUCCGAAGAGAAGCUGGAGUGUUCUGAGGGGUCCGUCACCUUCUCUCAGGUGUCCAAUUUGAUUGCACAAGACCCGACGGAGGUAGAGUACUACAGGCAUCUGGACGAGGCAGAGAUGCCUCCGUUAAGCUUUAUCACCGAGAUAGCUAGAGGUUUGAGGCGGGCUAUGGGAUUACAUCUUUUCAAUUUUGAUGUGAUCAGGGAUGCGAAGGUGGGAAACCGCUACCUUGUGAUCGACAUCAACUACUUUCCUGGAUAUGCCAAAAUGCCCCAUUAUGAGAAAGCUCUGUCUGACUUCUUCUGGGACAUUGUUCAUGAGAAGAAUGGGAAAGACUCUGGAAACGGGGCCGUCGACGAAGAAACUAAGCUUUUGGUCAGCAAUCAUCACAAGAUAGCAGAUGAUGUGGCCGUGGAGAAUAAUGUGACCUGAGGUUCAUGGAUCUUUCUUCUCAUAGAUCUAAUUUUACUUCCAACAACUUCAAAGGUACAAUUUGCACUUCAUUUCAAACUAAGAUGUUACUCCUCUUUGCAUGCCGUCAUAUUAGGAAAAGUUAAUUCGGUUCUUGCAUUAACUUUGUACAUCCUACUGCGGGCAUAAGCGAUCACUUUGUCGGGAUAUUUAAGGGAGUCAGCUUGGUCUUCAUUCUAAAGGGAUUUUGGUCACAUGGCUAGACAUUAUUGCUGUUUUACUCACUUGGAAUCAAUGCUGUGUGAAUCAUGGAAGCUUUGACAGCAAAAUGUGAAAUACUAUAGAGAUUGGUUGGUUAUGGAAGCAUAGUGCAUCCCUUAAUGAUAGUCCAUUUUAUCUUGAUCAGUCAAACAACUUAGUAACUAGCCACUUGACUUAGUUGAUUAUACUAUCAUGUGGACGUUAUAGCCAUCUAAUGGCAUUAUGAUUCCCCUGGAUAUUAGGUCUAAUUAUUCACCAAUAGAUGUUACUUCUACUCUUCUAGUGAUUCAAUGUUAGUUCUUCGAAAGAAAGCUAACCUCCAUGUGCGUGAGGAGCUAUUCUGCUAAAGAUUAUACAAUUUGUUUGCUAAUCUAGUAACAUUUUGCUCCAGGAUUCUUCAUCUCAAUACUGGCAGCAUUUCUUCAACAUGCUUCAUGAUUCUGAGUAAACACUGCUGUUUGGUCUGACGACUCUUACCCUUGCUUGUUUUUUUUUUAAAUCUUCAGUAGAGGAACACUAAGUAAAAAAAACGUAUUUAGAACUAUGAUGAGGUGAUGAUGGGAUGGCAAAAAAAAUUUGCUGGAGAUGAGAUGUUUAUUUUGAUCUGUAAAAUCUAGUCUUUGUUGAUCACA
This is a messenger RNA of Zingiber officinale, 2104 nucleotides long. RefSeq names its product inositol-tetrakisphosphate 1-kinase 1-like. Gene Ontology annotation, biological process: inositol trisphosphate metabolic process. The coding region runs from base 189 to 1232 and encodes 347 amino acids. Gene Ontology annotation, molecular function: ATP binding; magnesium ion binding; inositol-1,3,4-trisphosphate 5-kinase activity. The transcript is spliced from 2 exons. NCBI's taxonomy places the organism in Eukaryota, Viridiplantae, Streptophyta, Magnoliopsida, Zingiberales, Zingiberaceae. Gene Ontology annotation, cellular component: cytoplasm. The record is from RefSeq and is a predicted model, not a curated record.